Messenger RNA from Mangifera indica (mango), 1138 nucleotides. RefSeq lists its product as uncharacterized. The coding region runs from base 53 to 919 and encodes 288 amino acids. The transcript has 2 exons. NCBI's taxonomy places the organism in Eukaryota, Viridiplantae, Streptophyta, Magnoliopsida, Sapindales, Anacardiaceae. The record is from RefSeq and is a predicted model, not a curated record.
CUUUCCACGAGAUAUUAUUAUGUUAUCCUUUUAAAAGCUAGCGCUAUAAGCUAUGGGAGCUCAAGCUCACUUUCUUCCGCAACUUCAACCGCACACUCUCUUCACUUCUUUUUCGCUAAAACCCAGUAAAGUUACCGACACGAAAUUUUCCAGCUGUUGCCCUCUGAAACACCGCUCUAAAUGGGAAACCAAUGCUGGGUUCACACCCUCUGGACGCUCCAGAUUCAAUCACGAUGAUGAUGGGUUUUACUCCGAUGGUGAUGACGAUGUUCGUGACUUCUCCGCGAAGCAGAGGGUCUGGUGGUCCGAAAAUGAAGGUGACUUUGAUUUUGAUAAUCCAUGGGAAGUUGAUGAAGAAGACGAGUUUUGGAUUUUUAAGAUAUUUAGAGCUUUUGGUUGGAUGUUUCCAGCUAUUGCCAUAUCAUUGUUACUGGGGACAGGCCCCAAUGCCUUCUUAAUGGCAUUAGCGGUUCCGCUAGGACAGUCACUGGUCUCUCUUGCAGUUGAUAGAGUCUGGGGGAGUCCAAGCAAUAGACAAAAAUCUAGACCCAGGACCAAGAGCAGAAGAAAACCUUUCACAAGAACUACAACAAAUAGUAAAACAAGCCAUGUUAAACAAGAAAAUGAAAGUCGCAAAGGCAAGGGAAAUUAUCAGUCAUGGGUGGCAACAGAGGGUUGUUCACAUGAGAAAGGUGGCAAAACUGGCCCAAGAUUUGGUGGUUGGGAUGAGCUAGACAAGGAAGUUGGAAACCAGAAAGCUUCUAAAAUCCCAUCAAGCCAAAUUGAAAACGAAAUACCAAACCAACAGAAGAAAGAUAAACUGAGCAGGUUAGGGAGAAUGAGAGACAAGCCAUUGUUGUUGAGGCUGCUGAUUGCUGUUUUCCCAUUCUUGGGUUCAUGGACAAAAUUGCUAUUUUGAUUGUUUAUGACUCUUAGUCUUGGAUAUCACUCUGUUCCCUUUUGCUUGAAAGUUGUAGGAGAGAUUUGAACAGUUUAUGGUUAUAGGGAGGUAGAUAUAUUAAAUCUUGUAUUUAUUACUUGUUGUAUUUCUCUUAUAUAAAAUAAAUGUACAUUUUCUAUUGUUGGAUUUGCACAUAAGCCAAGGUUUAUUAUAACAAAGAGCAAUGUGAAAAACCAA